Pectinophora gossypiella (pink bollworm) is the source of this 1133-nucleotide messenger RNA. RefSeq names its product complex I intermediate-associated protein 30, mitochondrial (gene CIA30). Lineage: Eukaryota; Metazoa; Arthropoda; Insecta; Lepidoptera; Gelechiidae. Bases 152 to 1081 code for a protein of 309 amino acids. The record is from RefSeq and is a predicted model, not a curated record. Gene Ontology annotation, biological process: mitochondrial respiratory chain complex I assembly; mitochondrial electron transport, NADH to ubiquinone. The transcript is spliced from 5 exons. Gene Ontology annotation, cellular component: mitochondrion.
CAGCUGUUUUAAUGACAUUUGUUUUUCAGGUUAUAAAUUGUUUCGUGAAAAAAAUAAUUCUGUUUUAUGUAACAAAGUGUGUUGAUUUUAUAAUUUACGUUCGUAAGCAAGCAUUAAAUGUAAGCGCUAAGCUCUUGUUAUUGCCGUCAAUAUGGCUUUGUGGAAAACCCGCGUAAUUUCAAGUUUAUUUCGGCAAUAUCGAUAUUACUCGGCUUUUAAUAGAACUCUUAAUAAGUGCGACUUAUUUGAUAAUAACCGGCUAACUCAAGUAUUAUCACACCGUGGGCUGUUCUGGGAAAAGGAUAGAAAAUCAGGUUAUGAUACAGCACACAAUAUUUCAUACUUAGAACAUCUGAAGAAUGGGUUCCAAGAGUUAAAGUAUGAAUUGAAGCUGUUCGGCCAAGAAAUAAAAGAAUUUAUGGAAGCAGACCCCCUACUUAUAGCCAGGCCAGGUGAAACCGACCUCCUCUGGCUAUUCAAUGAGCCUCCGGUGCUGGACAAAUUCGUGACCACCUGCGACAGUGAUCACAACCAGGGCUACAGCAAAUGUUUCUUAGAGAUGAGCAACGCUGGUCGAGCGCACUUUCACGGAUACCUCGACACCAGGGUACCCAAAGAUGGCCGUAUAAAAAAGGCUGGAUACUGCGCUAUAAGGUCUAAAAGAAUAAGGAAAGCAUUUAAAAGAGAGUCCACUUACAACUGGCACCUGUACAACACGCUGGUCCUCAAGGUCCGAGGAGACGGGAGGUCGUACCUCCUCAACAUAUCGUGUGAGGGCUACUACGACAUCACGUGGAACGAUAUCUAUCACUACGUGCUUUAUACUAGAGGGGGACCUUACUGGCAAAUCGCUAAGAUUCCCUUCUCGAAGUUUAUUUUGGGUUCUAAAGGGCGUCUGCAGGACAAACAGACGGCGAUCCGUACAGACCGUGUCACGCAUUUCGGUAUCUCUUGCGGCGACAAGAUCGACGGCCCGUUUAGUUUAGAAAUAGAGUACAUAGGUUUAGAGUUUGAUCCAACUCAUAAUGAAGAGUUUGCCUACGAAAUGUACAAAACUGAUAAAUAUAUUGUUGGUGUUUAAAAUUAAUUACCGUGUGUAAAUAUUUUAAUUUACUAAAGUUUUGUUCCUCACA